Molecule: messenger RNA, 768 nt
Organism: Glycine soja
Lineage: Eukaryota; Viridiplantae; Streptophyta; Magnoliopsida; Fabales; Fabaceae
Product: alkaline ceramidase-like
Exons: 2
Coding region: 1-768 (255 amino acids)
Biological process (GO): autophagy; response to salt stress; defense response to other organism
Cellular component (GO): membrane
Molecular function (GO): hydrolase activity, acting on carbon-nitrogen (but not peptide) bonds, in linear amides
Source: RefSeq, a predicted model, not a curated record
AUGGCCGAAAUAAUAUCUAGCUUCUGGGGUCCGGUCACAUCAACAACAGAUUGCUGUGAAAAGAAUUAUGCAUAUUCAUCUUAUAUUGCAGAAUUUUAUAACACAAUAUCCAACAUUCCAACCAUUCUUUUGGCUCUUAUUGGUCUUAUAAGUGCUCAUACACAACGGUUUGAGAAAAGAUUUUGUGUUCUUCACCUAUCGAUUAUGGCAUUUGCCAUUGGAAGCAUGUUGUACCAUGCUACACUACAACAUGUGAAACAGCAGAGCAAUGAAACUCCAAUGAUGUGGGAAAUUCUGCUAUACAUCUACAUCCUCUAUUCCCCAGAUUGGCACUACCCUCGUACAAUGCCAAUCUUCCUAUGUUUAUACGGUGCCAUUUUCGCCAUAGUUCAUUCAGUGCUCCGUUUUGGAAUAGGCUUCAAAGUCCACUAUGUAAUUCUCAGCCUCCUCUGCAUUCCUAGAAUGUACAAGUACUACAUUUACACUGAUGAUGUGUGCGCUAAGUGCCUUGCACGACUUUAUGUAGCCACUCUUCUGUUGGGAAGUUUAGCUUGGUUAAGUGAUCUUGUUUUCUGCAACAAGAUAUCAAGUUGGCCAAUUAAUCCACAAGGUCAUGCUUUGUGGCAUGUCUUCAUGGGCUUCAACUCCUACUUUGCUAACACAUUCUUGAUGUUUUGCCGUGCUCAACAAUGUGGCUGGUCUCCAAGAAUUGUCCGUUUAAUGGGUGUUUUGCCCUAUGUCAAGAUUCAGAAGCCAAAACGACAGUAA